CAGAGGCUUCCGGAAGCGGAAGCGAGGAGCGCCGGCCGGUUGCUGUGGUAACGCGGCGCGGCCGUGGCCAUGGGGGAGCCGCUGGGCCAGCCGAGCCUCGAGAACUCGUACAGCCUGCGGCCGGCCUUCCAGCACAAAUUCCGAUCUUCUGCAGUAAAAGAGUGCAUCCAUGCGAUACUGAAAGAGAAUCUAGCCAAUGUGCAAUACAACCCAGAGGAAACGCCGGGGCUCACACAGUCCUUAUCAGAGACAAUUAAAGAUAGACUGAAAGCAGAGGGAUUUCACCGAUAUAAAAUGGUGGUGCAGGUUGUGAUUGGAGAACAGAGAGGUGAAGGAGUGAACAUGGCUGCGCGGUGUUUCUGGGAUGCUGACACUGACAACUAUGCCCAGGAUGUUUUUAUUAAUGACAGUCUGUUCUGCGUGGUAGCUGCAUUUGGCUGUUUCUAUUACUGAUGCCAGUGAAGACUGCAGAAAAGUACUACAGUAAUUUUAGAGAGGAGUUAUUUUGUUUGGUUUUCUUCAAUAAUUUAUACUAAGGAGGAGUGUACUCAUGUUUUCUCAAAGUAGCAGACUUACAAUUGUACAAAGCCUGCUCACUGUAUCUCUAUAAUACACUGAUGUGUCCACAACUUCCUCUUCUUUCCUGCUUGUAUAAAUAUAGCUUUGUAGCAUAUUGUUAUUCUUUUGUCUUUUUAAUCAUCCUUCCUGCUUUGUGCAAAAUGGAUUUAUUAACUCCUAGGAGCCAGAUAUAGUGCCUUAAAAGGACUAGAUUGCUUUUAUUAUGGACUUGUUUCCAUAAUGUAAUAAAUAUUUAUGAUCAAUGUAAUAUAAUAAAUACAAAUGUAUAUAUUA
Molecule: messenger RNA, 852 nt
Organism: Caretta caretta (loggerhead turtle)
Lineage: Eukaryota; Metazoa; Chordata; Testudines; Cheloniidae
Gene: DYNLT2B
Product: dynein light chain Tctex-type 2B
Biological process (GO): microtubule-based movement
Cellular component (GO): cytoplasmic dynein complex; cytoplasm
Molecular function (GO): dynein intermediate chain binding
Source: RefSeq, a predicted model, not a curated record